GUUCAAUUGACACGAUUAUAGUUAAUUGUAAAUAUAGUUGUGGUUAACACUAGUCAUACAAUUAGCAAAUGUAUUGAAUGUAAUGACAAACCAUUAAAUGAUGGCCCCAUUGAAGGCAGUGGUGGGUCUGUCUGGAGGUGUGGACAGCGCUGUGACCGCACUAUUGCUUAAAAGAAAAGGCUUUGAUUUGACGGCUAUUUAUAUGAAUAAUUGGGUCGAAGAUAACAAUCAAACCAUUUGCCCAAAUGAUAUGAACCGAGAGUUGGCUCAAGAAGUUUGCCAUAAGUUGGACAUUGAAUUCAAAGAAGUGAAUUUCUCUAAGAAUUACUGGAAUCAU
Messenger RNA from Medioppia subpectinata, 337 nucleotides. The record is from the annotation of a GenBank genome assembly. NCBI's taxonomy places the organism in Eukaryota, Metazoa, Arthropoda, Arachnida, Sarcoptiformes, Oppiidae.